This is a messenger RNA of Moneuplotes crassus, 1318 nucleotides long. NCBI's taxonomy places the organism in Eukaryota, Ciliophora, Spirotrichea, Euplotida, Euplotidae. The record is from the annotation of a GenBank genome assembly.
UUUCCUCAUUCUAAAAAAAUCAGAAGACUGAUUAAUUAGAACUCUUGGGCUCAGAAAGAAACUUUGCUGUUUUGGCUCUAUUUGUUCUUAAGUCACCAAAUCUUCUGUGAAACAUCUCUUUUGGAUAAUGGAAUAAUCUAAUUUUCUGUAGAACCUGCUCCCGAAACUCUUCGCAAAGAUUACAUACCAAAGGAAGAAAGGAAAAGUGAGGCUUACAGUGAUUCUGUUGAUUCGCAUAAUGAUGUGCUAGUGGUAGACCCUCAGGAGCUUAUGAAGGAGGAAUCCAUCAGUUCAGAGACAGAAGAAGCUGAAUCGUGUAGACCGGGUAGUGAGGUCGCAAACAUGUCAAAGAAACUUGAUGCACAAGAAGAAAUUAAAGACUGGGAUAAAGACGGUGAGAGCUUUGCAAGUAGCCAAGAAUGUGACACGUAUCAAAACAUAAUUGAGGAGCUUGAUGACCUGAAUCUUGAUUCUGAAGAAUAUUCAGUUUUCGCUCAGAGAAAUCAUGAGUGGGUUACUGUUGAAGAGGGAGAAUUCAAUGAUAUGGCAAGAUUUGAACAAGUUAGAAUAGCUAAUGCCCCAAAGUCCCUUCUGGAAUAUUUUAGUGGCGAUGAACUUGGCCAUGAAAAUAUCUUGGAAAGAUACUUUUCCCAAUUUGAUUUUUAUGAGCAUAUUCAUGGCUUCCAAGUCAAAACUGAUAGAGCUACUUGGAUCCAAUCCAGGAAGAUCAUUGUCCUAUACUUCGCAAGAACAGGUGCUGAAAUUACAAAUCAUAAGCAAUGGGCACUUGAUGAAUUAAACAACCGUGUAAUCAGAGACAAGAAUAAUAUAUACAAGAUGAUUUCGACAGAUAAUGAAGAGCUCUCUGAAUUCAAGCCAAGAGGAAGGAAUAAUAACUUAAGGGGAUGUGAUUUCAUACUCUGUCAGAUUAAUAAACCACUAAAGUUUUGGGUGAUAAAACUAGUAAAGCCCAAGGAUAAAAACAGCUCCACAAAUUAUAUAUCUUUUGAUCCAGAUUACUUAACUGAACUCCUGGAUAAAAGAACUCUCGAGUGUAUUCAAGCAGGUACCAUUCCUAAGAGACGUUCGAUCACUAGCAUUAUGCAAUGCUAUCAAUUUGAGAUCACCAAAGGAAUAAGAAGGUCAAGGCUCCUGGACAUCAUAAUUCACUCUAAUUAUCUCAACAAGGACGCAUUCAACUAUAUUGUCAGGACAUUUGCAAGAGACUACAAGAUCAAGCUUGAGAAGGGAAGCAGCUAUACUGCAGGAAAGAAAUUCAGGAAGGGAAUGAAGUGUUUCUGCCAGUACAUUUCAUAAA